AUGAACAUCUUCAGGAGCCUCCUCGGCAAAGUUUGGCAUGACCCUAAUGCCGCUGAGGUUGUCAAGAUCUCCGAAGGCCAGCUUUACCUUGUACGCUCGGGCACAAUUCGCGGUGCUCGCGAAUGCAUCUAUAACGAUGCCAUGGCCACGAUCCGUCGUGUACCGUCCCUCGAACACCAUUUCCAGCUUGUCAUCACGCGCGUGUACGAGGAGGGUGAUCAGGAGCUUCUGGAAGAUGAAGAAGAAACUGAUGAGGAGAGGUCUUUCCUGAUCAGCCAGGAAUUGCAAUUUCAGAGUGCAUUGGGUGAGGAGGGCCCUAGCUUCAUGUGGCGCGAUCUCGACGGGGAUGUGGACGAGUUUUUCGAAUUCGUGGCUCCCAGCACAAAUGAGCCCACUCGCGCCUUCUUCGAGACCUGCAUGUACAGGGCAAUGUACGAACGGAAAUACAAGAGGGGUGCAGAUGAUACGGUAGAUGCGGAUUUGCAGGAGUUUAUCUGGCAACCUCCUGCUCCAAAAUCCAAGUCCAAGACAUCUUCUGGAAAGAAGGCUGCAUCAGCUUCUCAAUCUCAGGAAACCACUGUCACUGAACACCUUCCAGUUGUGCCCGAAUCUCAACGCAAGACUGAAAGCAAUGCUCCUGCGACGCAGGAGACUCGGCCACCGGCUUCUACAUCUGAAAACGCUGUUCUACCUUCUCUGAUUGCCGAACCAGCCGAACUGCACCUUUGGGACCGGAUUGACGGGUAUUUUCUCAAGCAAGCUGAUGUCAUCGCACAUAUUGCGCAGAAACCAUCGGAUGGUGCCUUCAAUUUCUGGCUUGGCGCAACUACUCGGGAAGGCGGAACUCAACUCCUUGCGCACACUAUUCAAUCUGAGAUGAACCACCGUUGGGCUACUAAGCUCCGGUCAUUUACCUGGAACAAUCAGAAUGAAAAGGGUGAACAGAGUAGCUGGUGUCUCAGGUUCGAGACAUCGGAGGGCUUCGAGAGAUUCCAAUCCAUGUUCACAAGGGCACUUUGGGAAGGGCUGAACCACCAAUCAUGGGAAAAGGCGAAGCCCGACGAGCAAGCCUACGUCCUGAGUUCUAAUGUAGAGGACGUUGAAAUGCAAGACGUCGAAAAUGACGAGGACGAUGAGGAUGAUGUAGAGAAUGAGCUCGACAAGAGCGACGACGAAUCUGAGCCUGAAUCCGACGUGGAUGAAGAAGCUGCUCAACAACCGACGAACGACGGUGCACGCAAUUCUCAGCUCACUGUUGGCUACAAAGGCGAUCGCUCAUACGUCGUUCGGGGUGAUAAAAUUGGUGUCUUCGGUCACACCAGUGAUCACCAAGUCGAGUAUGUUGCCGGUAUUGGUAACCUAUCGACACCAAAGGGCAAAACCUUCACGCCUAAACGAGUUAUGUUACACGACCAAGACACUAAGAUGGUGGUAAUGAAUCCUGCCGAGCCUAACUCCCUGUACAGCCUGGACUUGGACCGCGGUAAAAUUGUCGAGGAGUGGAAAGUGCACGAGAACAUCACUGUGAACAAUAUUGCCCCGGACAACAAGUUUGCCCAAAUGACGCCGGAGCAGACUAUCAUCGGCACGUCUCACAACGCGCUUUUCCGCAUCGACCCACGUGUGUCUGGCACGAAGAUGGUCGACAGUCAAUACAAGCAAUACGUCAGUCGGAACCAGUUUUCGGGUGUCACAACCACGGAAUCCGGCAAAAUUGCAAUCGCGAGCGAGAAGGGCGACAUCAGAAUGUUCGACUCGAUUGGAAAGAACGCGAAGACGGCCCUGCCCCCACUUGGGGACCCGAUCCUGGGUAUAGACGUCACCGCCAACGGGCGCUGGAUUGUGGCGACGACGAAGACAUACCUGUUGCUCAUCGACACCCUCAUCGGCGAGGGCAGGUAUACAGGUAGCCUGGGCUUUGACCGCAGCUUCCCAGCAAAUGCGAAGCCUAUUCCUCGUCGGCUGCAGCUCCGGGCGGAGCAUGUCGCCUACAUGGAUCAUAGUGUAUCGUUUUCGCCAGCAAGGUUUAACAUGGGUGAAGGCCAGGAAGAGAACGCUAUCAUCACGUCCACGGGUCAGUUUGUCAUCGCGUGGGACUUCUCCAAAGUCAAGAAGGGGCAGUUGGACAAGUACGAAAUCAAGAAGUAUGAGGAUAUGGUCGUUCAGGAUAACUUUAAAUUCGGAGAUGAUAAAGAGAUCAUUGUCGCACUGCAAAACAAUGUGCUUGCGGUCAACAAGAAGAGUCUCAAGAGGCCCACGCGGGCAUCAAUCGCGACACCCUUUGGAAAUCCAGGGAGCCGUUCUGGCAUCGUAAAUGCUCCAUACUGA
Molecule: messenger RNA, 2328 nt
Organism: Fibroporia radiculosa
Lineage: Eukaryota; Fungi; Basidiomycota; Agaricomycetes; Polyporales; Fibroporiaceae
Exons: 12
Coding region: 1-2328 (775 amino acids)
Cellular component (GO): cytoplasm; nucleus
Source: RefSeq, a predicted model, not a curated record